Messenger RNA from Magallana angulata, 4773 nucleotides. RefSeq names its product putative sodium-coupled neutral amino acid transporter 10. The record is from RefSeq and is a predicted model, not a curated record. Gene Ontology annotation, biological process: amino acid transmembrane transport. NCBI's taxonomy places the organism in Eukaryota, Metazoa, Mollusca, Bivalvia, Ostreida, Ostreidae. The coding region runs from base 209 to 2908 and encodes 899 amino acids. Gene Ontology annotation, molecular function: amino acid transmembrane transporter activity. The transcript is spliced from 15 exons.
CAUGUUUGUUUACAUCACACGUUGCACCCAAUUUGUCAAGGAUGAGAGAAUUGGAAUCUGCGACUACCUAUUAAAACGCAAUGCUUUAAAAUUUAACAUCAAAAUAAGUGUAUAAAUGAAUAACAUUAUAUGGAUAUAACUCAAAACAGCGCAACUUUUACAUUUUAAUCAGAUGAAGUAACAGAUAAAGACAUAGAAAUAGUUCACCAUGGGGAGUCAGGCCAACUGGCCCCAUGUCCUGAACCUGGGGAACAGCAUCAUAGGAGUCACAGUGCUGGCCAUGCCAUUUUGUUUCCAACAGUGUGGUGUAAUACUAGGUUCCUUGGUGCUGUUCUUCUGCACAUGGUUAACCCUGGUGUCGUGUAAACUUCUCAUCACGGCUGGAAUCUCCUCCAGGAAAAGGUCCUAUGGAUUUUUAGCACAGUAUACCCAUGGGGCCCCUGGCAAGUUAGCUGUUGAGAUAGGAAUGAUAGGGUUACAGAUUGGAACUCUGAUAGCUCAGGUGGUCAUUAUAGGAGAUCUCGGCCCAGCCAUCAUCUCCAAGUGGACGGGACUACCGAAUACAAACAACCUGCGAACGGCGCUGAUCGUGCUUGCGUGUACCUGUAUAGGACUGCCCCUGGGUCUCCUCCGUAACCUGAACACCGUCAGCAGGGCCAGCACCUUCUGUAUCUGCUUCUACUCUGUGUUCGUGGUCUAUGUUAUGGGGUUGGCUCUUCCCAAUCUGAAGGCAGGAAACUGGUUUCAGAAUGUCAAUCUGUGGAGAGUGGAUGGGCUGUUUAAGUGCUUACCUAUAUUUUCAUUUGCUUUUGGAUGUCAAACACAGCUGUUCAUUCUGUACGAUGCACUCCCUGAGCCCUCACUGAAGGAGAUCAGCUCCAUUGUCAGUAGUGCUGUCAACAUGUGCAUGGUUGCUUACUUAUUGGUGGGAUUCUUUGGCUACGUAGCAUUCUGUGAUACGACGAUCGGCGGGGACGUCAUUACUCAGUUCUCCGAGACGCUUGUGGUGGACAUCAUUCAGAUUCUGUUUGUUCUCUCCAUCGUUGUCACUUUCCCCCUCAUCAUCUAUCCAUGUCGGGGGAGCUUCUACACCCUGCUGUUUGCUCAGAAGCCAAAGCAUGAGGAUAUAGAGUCUCGGCCCAUUAUUCCAGAAAUUCAUUUCAAAGUCAUCACUAUUUUUAUCGUUUUGUUUUCUAUGGUGGUAGGAAUUCUAGUUCCCAAUGUGGAGUUUGUACUAGCCAUGAAUGGAGCCACUAUGGGGACGUUGAUUUGUUAUAUAUUCCCUGCCGUUUUCUUCCUGAGAGUCAUGACAGCCUCAUCUGAGAAAAAGAACGUGGCUCAGUUUGUGUUCAUUGUUGGAGUUACGAUUAUGGUUCUUUGUACUUACACAACCCUGAACUCCCAGGACCAUGUCCAGCCAAAGCCAUUAGUGGUAGAGAAACUCCCUGUUACACAAAAACCAGAGAGUAAACCGGUGGAGAAAAUAAUCAAGGAUGAAAAAAAUGCCUUGCGUGAGGACAAGAAGAGAAUCAUGGACCAAAAAGAAAAAGAUAAAAGAGUGGAACAACCUGACAAAGAGAGCAAAAUAAAGCCCCCGUCGGAGGAUGACAAGCGACAGGAACCCCCUAAUCCCCACCCCCCAGACAAUGGGCCUGUCGCAGACAAUGCUCCAGUAGAGGGAAAUAACAGUCAGAAAGAAAUUGUGAAAGAGAAGAAAACCACGAAACAGACAACCUCCAACAUUAGUAGUAAAAAUGUUAACAAGAAACUGAAACAAAAAAGCAAAGCCAAAGAUGGAGAGGGACAAAAAAAAUCUCCCCCUGACGAGAGAGUAAAAAGGGAGGAAGCAGAUAUUGAGGGGGCAGGUGAAGGUGAGAAAAAAGCUGAGGUCAAGGACACCCAGGCCGAGAAAGAAGCGGAGCAGAAACAGCAGGACUUGCUGGAUGAGUUAAAGAAACAACAGGUAGAGCACAAGAAGCUGAUCCAGGAGCAGAGAGAGAUCCUGGAAGAGCUGAAGGAACACAAGCGAGCGGCGCACAAGGACGACGGCACAAAGAUCCAGGCAAUGGCUCCAGCAAAUAAUGGAGAAAAUGUUGAAAAUCAAAACAAGGGGCAACAACAGCAACAAGGAGUGAAUCAACAACAAGGAGUGAAUCAACAACAGUUUCAGCAGAACCAACAACCCCCACAAGGUCAACAACAAAAUAGAGGUCAAGGUCCAAUAGACCAACAAGUAGUGAAUCAACAGCAGUUUCAGCAGAAACAACAGCAAGCACAAGGUCAACAACAACAGAAUAUACAAGGUCAGGGUCAGAUAAAUCAAGCUCAGAUUCGACAACCCCAGCAAGGUAGCUUUCAAGGUCAAGGUCAAUCUCAACAAGGCAAUAUACAAGUUCAAGGUAAUCAACCAAUUCAACAAGAGAAUUUACAAGGUCAAAGUCAGCUCAACCAAGGUCAGCAGUUCAACCAAAAUGCCUUUAAUCAACAAGUAAAUCAAAAUCUGCCAAUGGAUGGGAACCAGAAUCAAUUGGGACAAAAUCAGGUGAAUCAACAGCAACAACAAAAUAUUCAACAAGGACAGGGUCAGAUCAAUCAACAACAGGCAUUCCAAAAUUCAGCCCAAGAACAAGUGCAGCAGCAGCCACAACAAGUAGUUAAUCAGCAACCUGAUAAUAACAUAAAUAACAUCAACAUUCCUGCUCAACAAAACAUGUUACAGCAAGCACCUGCUGCUGUGAACAAUGGAGGUUUGAAGAAUCCUCAAAAUGUUGACACCCAGAAUCUAGGGGCAGCUCCUCAAGAGUCCAAAGUAGUAAACAGUGGUCCUGUGAAACAAGCUGCUGAAAAAGUUGAGAAAUCAGACCCAAACAAAGGAAAGAAAGCAAAGCCCCCACAUUCUGACAUCUAAGGGAGAAAGACUUUCAAAGUGCCAAAGACUUCCACAAUUAGAUAUCAAGAACAGGGGAGGUAACUCUUGUGAUUUGUUGUGUUCGUAAAUUGGAUGAUAAUGUUCAUUCCUUAUGGUGCAUUUUUGUAUGUUUUGGAGUGUUACAAUAUUCAGAGCUUAUUUUAGCUUACCCUCGUGUGGUGUUAUCAAACAUGUGACUGGUUUUACAGCUGCAAUCUAUGGGCUUGUCUCGUAUUUAAAGAAUCAUUACUUAUGAAAAGAAGUCAAGCUUUACUUAUUGUAACACAUGAUUUGAGGGAUAUUUAAUAGGCAUGUGCAAUUUUUAACUUAAAUAUGCAAAUAAUGAUUAUGAUAUAUUGCUACCGAUAGUUUUGCUCAGUUUAACUUGGGAGGAUUCUUUUAGGAAAAUUAACAUAUUUAGUAAUCAUUAAAUUAAUUUUUUACCCUUAUGUUAAUAGAAGAAGUAUUUAUAACUUUUUGUGUCUGUAUUUUGCUUAUGUGAAAUUUGUUGAUAAUGCGAUGUAGACGUAAUUGUUCACUGUCAUAAUGUCCAAAUAUAUCAUAAAUAUUGUUACAGUUCUGCUGUCAUUAUUCAGUAUUUACUCUUCAUUAAUUUAUGUGCUUUAUUUAAUUGCUAAUAUGUUAGGAAUUAGUUAUAUUUUGAUAUACAUUAGGAUUGAAUACUGGAACUACUGUUCCAUUGAAGUCACAUUCUGUUGUUGGUUGAUCAGGGAAGGCAAUAUUAUAUGAAGGAUAUAAACAUGUAGGAUCCUCUAUGGUUUGUGAUGGGAGAUGACUUUUUAUCUUAAAAGGUGUGCUUUUUCUAUCUCAACAAGAUAAGUUCAUGGAUAUAACUCCUAUUUCAUUGCAAAUCUAGAACAUUUUCCUUUUAUCAUGUCUUUGAGAUGUAAGUAAACUAAGGUUUUUGCUUACAAUUCAUUGUGAUGUCAGUCACAGUGUGAUAUCAUUAGUUUUAUUAUUUAUUAUUCAUUAUUUCAUGAGCGAUAUUUACUGUAUAUUUACAUACUUGAUAAUUUGUGCAUUUAAUUUGUUGAUAAGUUGUUACAGAUCAGUCAACAGUUUUGGGAUUAUUCAUAUGCAUUGUAUAUAUGCAUAUUAAAAUAGAUCUAAAUUGUUUGUUUUAAGCAGUGGGUGAAUGAAAUUUUUCCAAUAUUUAACUAUUAACUCUGAAUUGAAUAUAACGCUUUAAUUGAAUUAAAGUCUCUAAAGCUACAGCUGUAUAUGGAGACUGAUCAGCACAUUUAUUCAUCAAGAAUUCAUGUAUUUUUCCUACAUCGAGGAUUAUGAAAGAAAUUUGCUUUUAUGUUAUGAUGAUUGAUAGAAAAAAAGCAAUAUACCUGUAUUGUUUUCUUUUAAAUAUUAUAAGGACGUAUAAUCACAAGGAUCAAUUUUAGCCUCCACAAUUCUACUUUUUGAAAGAUGUUUUGAGUACUAGUAUGUUAGAAUGUUGUCAUUUAGAAGAGAAGACCCUCAGGUAUGCAUUUCAUUGUUUGCAAUCACAAGCAGAAUAUGACAAGAAAAAUUAUAAAUUUCUAUAUUUCUUUUUAUGAAUAUAUUCGUCAUACUCUUAGAAGCAGAUAAUUGGCAAACUGAAAGAAAGUGUUUAAUGAAAUCAAAUUUCCUUUUUCUGUGUCAAAUUGAAAAUCUGUUGAAUUAUGGAGGCUAUCAAUAACUUGAUUUGUAGAUUUAGGAGUUACCUAUGUACUCGAUUCAUUUACUUAUACAUAUUAAUUGUGCACUUAUAAUUAAGUGAGACUUCUCUUGUUGAAUGUUGUUAUCAAUUUCCUCAAUGUUAGAAAGUUGAUUUAUUUUCAAUGGAAAAUAAAUGUAUUUUUUAAAAACAA